Molecule: messenger RNA, 1323 nt
Organism: Hemisphaericaspora subhashii
Lineage: Eukaryota; Fungi; Ascomycota; Pichiomycetes; Serinales; Debaryomycetaceae
Product: SCF ubiquitin ligase complex subunit
Exons: 1
Coding region: 1-1323 (440 amino acids)
Biological process (GO): SCF-dependent proteasomal ubiquitin-dependent protein catabolic process
Cellular component (GO): SCF ubiquitin ligase complex
Molecular function (GO): protein binding
Source: RefSeq, a predicted model, not a curated record
AUGAGUACAAUUGCAAUCUCAAACAAAUCAUCUAAUGCUGCUACUUCCACCUGUUUAUCAUCUAGAGAUAAUGAAGCAAUCACAUUAUUUGAAAAAGGAGUAGAAAAAGAAGCUUCCGGGAUGAUGUCCGAUGCAGUUGAAUAUUAUAGAAAAGCAUUCAAGAUCAAUGAUCGAGUAGAUACAUUGUAUAGAUCUCAAAGAUUACCUCAAGCAAUUCAUAAAUUAAAAUCAGAAAGAGGUAAAAAUACCAUCAAAAGAAUUGAUGAAGAAAAACUUAAAUUAAUAAAUGUUGAUAAAUUAAUAGAAAGUUUUAGGAAUAUAGAUGCAAAUGCUCCCGAUCCUACCAAUACUUCUGAUGAAACAACUGAUUAUUUAACUAUUAAGUUUGCCAAUAUUGGAUUAGAUAAUCAUGAAGAAAUCAUAAUUAAACCAGUUUCCCCCUUAGUUCACCUCCCAAACGAUAUCUGGAUAAACAUUCUUGGGAUAUUAAUCCAAGAUUCCCCUGAAUCAUGGUUCUCAAUGUCAAUCACAUGUAAGAAAUUCGCCUAUCUUGGAUUUGGAACUUCUUCACUUUGGAGAAAAUUAUGUUACAACAUCUAUCCCAAUCAAAUCUAUCACGAAAACAAACAAUACCUAUCCAACCUCCCCCUUGGCCAAGACCACCACCUGGACCUCGACCUCCCAAUCCCCCAAGAUCAACUCAAAAUAAUCCCCCAAUACAAUUCCUCCUGGAAAUCCAUGCUCCAUAAUCGCCCCUUCAUAAAAUUCCUCGGCUGCUACAUCAGUGUUGUCAAUUAUUAUAGCGAAGGUGGCCGUCAUGAAUUCUCCAAUAGUUGGACCACCCCAUUCAGAAUGAUAACCUAUUAUAGAUAUAUCCGUUUCUACCCCGAUGGAACCUGUAUCAAAGUCCUAUCCAUCCUUCCUCCAGAUCAAGUCAUCCCUCAUCUCCUGAAACAUAACAUUCUGCAAGGGAUUCCUGACACCAUUUCCGAGUCGGGAAAACCUGUAUAUACUACCCCUCAACAGCAUCAAAAAGAGGGCCAGAAGAUAUAUUUGGGCAAUUGGACGAUUUCAACCACCGGCGAAGUGCAUAUUGUGAUUGAGAAUGGACUGGUAGAUUAUUGUGUGUUUCAUUAUUAUUUCCAGGUGAAAUCUUUAGGGGGGAUAAAUAAACAUGCGAAAUUGUCUUGGAUUAGAUAUAAUACUGUUAGGAAAAAGAUGAGUGAUGAUGAUGAUCGAGAGGGGGAGAUUUGUUUGUUGUCGUUGAGGAAUGAGAAACCUUUUAAGUUCCUGAGAGUGAGGAGUUAUAGUUUGGAUAAUUAG